This is a messenger RNA of Marchantia polymorpha subsp. ruderalis, 3787 nucleotides long. The record is from the annotation of a GenBank genome assembly. NCBI's taxonomy places the organism in Eukaryota, Viridiplantae, Streptophyta, Marchantiopsida, Marchantiales, Marchantiaceae.
CGCACUCUCAACUCUCGGCGCCUCAUGUUGCAGUUGUUGUUCUUGUUGGAUCUCGCCAACGAGGAAGAAGAAGGAGAAGACGCCGCGCCUGCACUGCCGCCUUCCCGCUAGACAACACUGUUCAAUUCCUUUCUUUACUGACCCUCCCCAUCCAGCAACUCCUGCUCCUCCUGCUGCUGCCCAUCAUCAUCACCUUCAUCCUUCAUCCUUCCUCCCUGUUCUCACGAAAGCCUUGCCCGCUUUCCCGUCCGCCUGUCCUCUUGUCGGGCUGCUGCUUUAAACUAUCGACACUUGGGUUGUUUUCCAAUUUUCUCGUAUAGGAUCAGGGAGGGUGGUUGUAGUAGCAUCGGCGCGGUCGAACACACGAGCAGAACGAGAGAAGUGGGGAGAGAGAGAGAGAGAGAGGGAGAGAUAGAGAGAGAAGGAGUGGAGGAGGACGGGACAGGAGGCUGGUGGUGAGGCAGGAAUACAAUUAUCAGAAACAUCAAUCUACGAGGUGCGGAGUGGUACGUGCGCGGGGCUGUUGACGGGCCUGUAGGAAGUGUGAGGGAGUUGCGCACGGGGAGCUUGUCGCUCCUUAUCUUGCUCCCACUUUUGUGAGAGUGUAUUCUGGUUCGAGCCAAGGGACUAAAACACGCGACGAUGUUUUCUGCUGCCUCGUGUGCCUAAUACCUCUUGCCGAUAUCUACGGGCGGUUACUCUUCCGACUGAUUUCCUUCCCUCUUUUUCAUAGGCACUGCUCAUUUAGGGUAACCCUGUUCAUCAUCAUCAGCAGCUCCAACUCCUCCCUUUCGUCCCAAUUUACAUACCAUACCAUAUCAUUCCGGUUCUUGCUCUGUUCAUUUUGGUGGUGGUCGGUGAUCAUUUCUGUUCACAUUUGUGUUCCGGGCCCCAUCCUGCCCGUUUGGACGUGCGGCCACAUAGUUACGAGGUGAGCCGCGGGUGGAGGUUGUUUGUCGCUGUGGGCCGAACCUACGCACGCUCGCGCAUUGCCUGCAGGGUCCGGAAGUUCCGUUGCAUCAGCAAGCAAGCAUCUUACGCAGGAGAAGGAGAGAAGAGGAGACGAGUAGAUUUGCAGCGGAGAGAUUUUGGAAAAAGGCGGAUAUCUUUUAUCAGGGAGGAUACUCAUUUGUCUCAGCGAGGAGAACUGUGAAAAGAAGAGGAACUCUCGGUUUAAGCAUUCUCCAGGUGCAGCCACCCGUGGGCCAUCGGUGCCAUAUUUGAUCACCUCCGAGCCACAAAGAACGAACCAAUUCUCUGCGUUUUUGAAAGUUUUGCCGGCCGCUUCGUGAGCAGUAAUCCACUUCAUGCCAGGAACAUACCACGUGCCAGGCGCCUAUCAACUUGAAAUUCAUGUUCUGCCCAACUUAUCUCAUUGUGCACACUCGGCCUCCGCUUACUGUCCUCCCGAGGCGUCCCUGUGAGCGUGCUCGCUGUAAUCCCCGAUCGUGAAGACAGGCUGCUCCCUUCUAUCCACUGUUCCUUACUUGCAAUCGAGAGAUCCUGGACGGACGAGGGGCUAAAGGCCAGGAAAGAGGGAACUCUACGUCCAACAGGAGAGCACAGUUCCAUUCAGAUCUACCAACCCCUCGUCUAUCUAGAAUGCAUCGCAAUACUUGGAAUAAGCCCUUGGCUCCAGGGGUAGUGACUGAAAGGCACUUAGUUUCAAGACAGGAAGAGGAGAAACCUGCGAGCAGGAGUGCCGGUUCGCCACAGAAGAAUGGGUUGUCAGACGCACCCACUCUUACUGUCUCUUCCGGUCCUGGGUGGCAGCACGAUACAUCUGGCCAAUCUCACGCUUCAGGAAUUCGCGUUAAUGGUUUCCAACCUCCUCGGUACAAUGUGGCCACAACACAAGCUGCUGGGAGUGACGAAGCGCAUGGGGGAGCUCGACCAACUGAACGAGGGCCUCAUAUAGAUUCGAGCCUCACUCUAUCGAUUCCAUCCACCAGGGAGCAGCCGCCGACCUCUCAAUCCAGUGGCUUCGGCUCGCCAUUGCCUACCUUACUCAGGAUGCUGAAAUCUCCAGACAACUCUUUGGCAAUGCACGGUCAACGUGCCCUUCAGGGCCAACCUCCUCAACCUACAUUCCAAGGAGGUAGUCCGCAAAUUGGGUCAGUUCCAAGGAAUACCACCCCAACGCACUUGCCUGGGAGGCCUCCUACUGCGCAACUUACAAUAUUUUAUUCUGGAACUGUAAAUGUGUAUGAUGACGUGCCGGCAGACAAGGCUCAAGCCAUCAUGCUGCUAGCUGGCAGUGGGAAUUCGUGGUCAUCAAAUUUUAUGAACCCUCCUGCUCCAGUUGCAACGCGACCGGCUUCAACUGGAGGAGUUGCAUCCUCAUCUAGUGCUUCAGCACCUCCUGCUUCAACCCCAACUCCAUCAAUCCCGACUAGUUCAGGAUCAGGUUCACCGCUGGUUCCCGCAAUGCUGGUUGCAGGUGGUCUGAACAAGCAAGCAGUAGGAGCCACAAGAGGUGCCGCAAUCCUUCAUCAAGCUGAACUACCUCAAGCAAGGAAGGCAUCGCUGGCUCGCUUUCUGGAGAAGAGGAAAGACAGGGUUCGUGGAAAGGCUCCGUACGUAGCACCGACUUCUGCACCUGUUGCUAAAAAACCUGAAAGCACAUCACCUCCAAGGGAAAAGUCGCCCAGCCCUUGCACCAGCAAAGUUCGAACGAGAUCACCAUCACCUGCAAGCACAACCCCAAACAAGAAACGCUCGCCAUCUCCUGCCCAGCGACCUGGUCCAUCUCAGUCCAGCGGAAGUGAAACAUCUUCUCCAUCUCAAAUGCCUGGGACACCUCAAAAAACAAGUCAGGCGAACCCCACGGAGGAGCAACCAGCAGGAAGUGCCUCACGAAGACGGAGCAAAGAUGAACAGUCAGAUUGGGGAAGCCAACAGCACCCGCAACACUCUAAAGAGGAAAAGGCGGAGGCGAUGGACGAAGAAACUGGUUCACCCUCACAACGGCAUUAGAUUUAGUUUUCUGUUCUGAGGUACAUUUGAACAGUGUCUCGAGGAUUCUGCUCGAAGAUCUUAAUGAAGAACUUUUCCACAAAACGAUGCAUGAAGACAGCAGCGAGAAAUACAUAUUUCCUGCAUUUGGCUCUGAAGUUCUGUAAGUCUUGAGCAGUCUCAACAAGCAUCCUCCAUCCGAAGGUUGCUUCCAAUCUGCUGAAAUGGCUUCAUGAAAUUUUGACACAAAACAUAGGCUCGAGUACACUCUCCAACGAUCUGUAGCAUGAAAGCUUCUUGGAAUGACGAGGUGAUCGACAAGCACCAACUUUCUCAAGACGAAGGUCAAAAGGAAAGAUUUGAGUGUCGUCAUGAGGAGACCGUCCGAAGCACUUGCAGUGAUGGAGAAUGGAGGGAGGGCAGGCAAUGUUCUGAUGAGAACUUAUGAGCUUCUAGAUUAUAUGAGGUUCAUUGAACUGCCCGGGUCACUGUUGCUAGAAAGCCCAGAUGUCGUUUUCCUGGUUACCGAAGGUGUGUUGCACCUGUCUGCACGGACAUAAAUCUGGGGUUGUAUCCACUUAUUCGGGGUAAGGGCGGUAUUAUAGCUUUGUCCACCCCACUUUGUAUCAUUCUCGGAGGCCGAGAGUUUAGUCUCGCCACUUCCAUGUUCGGUGUAUACAACAGAUACAGGUAGAUCCGUUACAGAUGUUCGGGGGCUUGUAAAUCUAGUUAAGGUAAGCGGCAUUGUCCAAUGAUUCAUGUAAGACUCAUAAUGAGGAAUGGGAAUUACUGUGUAUCAUUACAUUUUGAUCUAUCAAUUCUGUCACAAGUC